Messenger RNA from Entamoeba invadens IP1, 1101 nucleotides. RefSeq names its product transmembrane protein R144.6, putative. The transcript has 2 exons. The coding region runs from base 1 to 1101 and encodes 366 amino acids. Lineage: Eukaryota; Evosea; Mastigamoebida; Endamoebidae. The record is from RefSeq and is a predicted model, not a curated record. Gene Ontology annotation, molecular function: carbohydrate transmembrane transporter activity. Gene Ontology annotation, cellular component: membrane. Gene Ontology annotation, biological process: carbohydrate transmembrane transport.
AUGGAUGUCUCCUGGCAGACCACUUUGUUGGCGUAUUUCUGUUGCUUUGUCUCUGUUGUUUUCUUUGGGAGCAACUAUGUCGUCGUAAAGAAGUUUCCGACGGGCGAUGGGCUGUUCUUCCAGUUUGCACUUUCUGUUGGGAUUUUCCUCACUUCCAUCUUCCUCGAGUUUGUGACAAACCCAACACACGUGUUCUACCCUUUUGCGAUGAUUGGUGGAAUGAUAUGGGCUUUUGGCAAUUUAAUGACCGUCCCCAUCAUCAGAAUGAUUGGGAUAUCCCUUGGUAUUUCGCUGUGGGGAAUCACCAAUUUAGCAAUGGGAUGGUUCACUGGGACGUUUGGGUUGUUUGGCCUCAAUCCACAGACUGUUGCCAAUCAACCACUGAACAUCGUUGGUGCGUGCUUCGCAUGUUUGAGUGUCCCAUUUUAUGGAUUUAUCAAGUCGAACGUUUCAGGAACCAAACCAGCAGAAGUGAAAGAAGAGAAGAAAAGUGUGGAAGUGGUCAAAGAAAAGGAGAAUUUGAUACCUAAGGACACAGAAGUUGCGAUUGAAACAGCCGAAAUCGAGAAGAAAGGAGAACCCCUCAAAGAAACCAAAGAGGGAAAUAUAUUUGACUUUCUCGAUACAAUGAAUCCAUUGGCAAGACGAUUGUGUGGGAUUGUUUUGGCACUCUGUGCUGGAUUGUUCUUUGGAUCCAACUUCACACCACCUCAAUAUAUGAUCGACAACGGUCUUGGCCCUGUCGAACAGUAUUCGUAUAUCUUUUCACAUGCAUGUGGAAUUAUGAUAACGUCGAUUGUGUUUAUCAUUUGUUAUGCUAUCAUCACAUUAGACUCACCAGUGAUGUACCCUCAAACCUUCUUACCCGCCAUCGUGUCUGGAAUCAUGUGGGAAAUAGCACAAGUGGCUUUCAUGUUCUCCAACACUUAUUUGCCGUGGAGUAUCACCUUCUCCAUUAAUGCUGCUGGGCCCGGGUUAGUUUCUACCCUUUGGGGAAUUCUAGCCUUUGCAGAAAUUCGCGGGUGGAGGAAUUAUCUUCUCUUUGGUGGGGGUGUUGUGUUUUUGUUGAGUGGGGUACUUUGCGUUGUGUUUUCGAGGUGA